AUGUUCACCCUUCCACUCAUUCUGGCUGCUGGCAGUCUCCCCCUCAUUUUCGGGGCUCCAGUGCCUUACACUCACUCUAUCAAGUCAAAGGAGACUAUCACUCAUUCUCUCAAUGGACGCAGCACCGACUUGUACUCUGCGGUAUUCGGUGGUGACGGUUUGGUGUCGGACGGCUGGCCCGCCUUGGAGGAAUGGAUUUCUAGCUUCGACGACAUGUUCGAGAGCAACCGUGCAACCAUCAUGGAGAGCUGUGCUCAAUUUGAUGUGGACAACAACACCGACGAGGAGACCGAUAAUAUCAAGAGUGCCAUCGCCUCCAUCGCCGAAUCGAGCGGUCUGGACUCUCGCUUCAUCCUGGCGAUUGUUAUGCAGGAGAGCAACGGUUGCGUUCGUGUCAAGACCACCAACUAUGGUGUGAACAACCCUGGUCUCAUGCAGAGCCACGAUGGAACUGGCACUUGCAAUGACGGAACUCCUACCACGCCCUGCCCCCAGUCGGAGAUCCACCAGAUGAUCCUGGAUGGUGCCUCUGGUACUUCUGCGGGCGCUGGUCUGAAGCAGUGCAUUGAGCAGUAUGGCGGUACCGGUGACGCUACCAACUACUACAAGGCUGCUCGCUGCUACAACUCUGGUUCCAUUGCCUCCAAUGGUAACCUAGGCGCCGGCAUUGCUACUGGCUGCUACGUUUCUGAUGUCGCCAACCGUCUUCUGGGCUGGUCUACUGGAACUAGCAAGUGUUCGGAGAGCACCAUCGCCGAUUUGACUGGUAGCAAUUGGAGUGGUGGUCAAUCUUCCUCUGAAACCAGCUCUAGCGCCAGCGUUAGCUCUAGCACCAGCACCAGCACCAGCACCAGCAUCUCCACCGCUGCCUCGGAGUCCACCACUACCCCCGAGGCCGCUCCCACCGUCGUCGCUACCACCACUCCUGUCAUUCCAACCCAGGCUGCCGUGCCUACUACGGCCGCUAUCCCCACCCCGGCUGCCACUUCCAGUGCCACCUCCACCGUGACACCGAGCGCCGCCCCAUCGCAACCCACGGCCUCGUCAGCAGCUACACCAAUCUACCCAUACGCCACCACAUCUUGCACACAAUACACCACCAUCACAGGUGGUGAGUUCUGCGACUUUGUCAACACUCUCUUCGGCAUCAGCGCAUCUACGCUUCAAAGCCUCAACCCCGGUUUGGACAGCUCAUGCUCAAAUCUCUGGCUUGGAUACCAGUACUGUGUCAAGGCGUGA
This is a messenger RNA of Penicillium maclennaniae, 1239 nucleotides long. RefSeq lists its product as uncharacterized. Bases 1 to 1239 code for a protein of 412 amino acids. The transcript has 2 exons. The record is from RefSeq and is a predicted model, not a curated record. NCBI's taxonomy places the organism in Eukaryota, Fungi, Ascomycota, Eurotiomycetes, Eurotiales, Aspergillaceae.